Molecule: messenger RNA, 2259 nt
Organism: Vicia villosa (hairy vetch)
Lineage: Eukaryota; Viridiplantae; Streptophyta; Magnoliopsida; Fabales; Fabaceae
Product: protein FAR1-RELATED SEQUENCE 5-like
Exons: 1
Coding region: 1-2259 (752 amino acids)
Biological process (GO): regulation of DNA-templated transcription
Molecular function (GO): zinc ion binding
Source: RefSeq, a predicted model, not a curated record
AUGGAAGUUGGUGAUACUGAAAUAGGUUUAUCCUCCCCAGCACAAGACAUCAAUAAUCUAGAAAAUUCAAUAAGAGAAUGGAAUCCUACGUGUGAUGAUGAGUUCAAGCCUGCAAUUGGAAAAGUAUUUGAUACAUUAGAAGAAGGAGGGAACUUUUAUAAAAGGUAUGCACAUUGUGUUGGUUUUAGUGUGCGUAAUUCAUCUGAAACAAAAGAUAAAGAUGGUGUUAAAUGGAAGUAUUUUCUUUGCUCAAAAGAGGGUUUCAAAGUAGAAAAAAUGGUUUUCUCGCCUGAAUUGAUUGUCAGUGAAAAUAGUUUGCCUAAAACUAGAAAAAGAAAAAUGACAAGGGAGGGGUGUAAUGCAAGGAUUGCUUUCAAGAGAACAAUAGAUGGUAGAUAUGAAGUUGCAAAAUUUUUCGAAGGUCAUACACAUGCUUUAGUCACACCUAGGAAGAAACAAUUUCUGAGAUCAACUAGGAGUGUAAGCAAUGUUCAUAAGAACUUAUUGUUUUCAUGUAAUAGAGCAAAUGUGGGGACUUCAAAAGUAUAUCAAUUACUAAAAGAACAAGUCGGGAGUUAUGACAAUAUAGGAUGCACUAAAAGAGAUAUCCAAAAUUAUUCUAGGAAUUUGAAAGAGUUGAUCAAAGACUCUGAUGCUCAUAUUUUUAUUGAUAAUUUUAGAAGAAAAAAAGAGACUAGCCAUUCAUUUUACUAUGAUUUUGAGGUUGAUAAAGAAGGAAGGUUGAAAUAUGUAUUUUGGGCUGAUGGUAUUUCUCGAAAAAAUUACUCUUUAUUUGGAGAUGUUAUUUCAUUUGACACGACUUACAAUACAAAUAAGUAUCAUAUGAUUUUUGCCCCAUUUACGGGUGUAAAUCAUCAUCGACAAAGUAUAACCUUUGGGGCUGCUCUUUUAGCUGAUGAAAAAGUUGAUUCAUUUGUUUGGUUGUUUGAAUCAUUUUUAAAAGCAAUGGGAGGUCACAAACCUAUAGUUGUUAUAACUGAUCAAGAUCCUGCUAUGAAGAUUGCUAUAGAAAAAGUUUUUACUGGUUCUUCACAUAGAUUUUGCAUGUGGCAUAUAUUGAAAAAACUUUCAGAAAAGGUGGGUGCUUCCUUAAAUGGUAAUGUUGAUUUUAAUAGUCGUUUCAUGUCGUGUGUUUGGAAUUCAGAUUCUUCAAAAGAAUUUGAAUCAAGAUGGAAGACUAUUAUUAAUGAAUUUGGAUUAGAGGAAAAUGGUUGGCUAUGUCAAAUGUACGAUAUUCGCAAUAUGUGGAUACCGGCCUAUUUUAAUGAUAUUUUUUUGGGUGGAAUUUUGAGAACGACGUCAAGAUCUGAAAGUGAAAAUUCUUUUUUUGGUAACUAUUUAAAUAAAAACCUUAGUUUGGUUGAAUUUUGGAUUCGUUAUGAUUCUGCAAUAGAUUCACAAAGAUAUAAAGAGCUUCUGGCGGAUAAUGAUACACUUCAUUCUAUUCCGGAGUUGAAGUUGCAUAUGGAUUUAGAAAAGCAUGGUAGAGAAAUUUAUACUCAUGAAAAUUUUUACAUAUUUCAAAAGGAACUGUGGAGUGCGUGUGUGGAUUGUGGGAUUGAAGGAACAAAAGAGAAAAGUGACAGAUUUGUAUUCUACAUACUUGACAAUAAUAUGGUCAAUAACAACAAAGUGAGUAAACAUAGAAAAGUGAUUUGUCAUUUUUCUGAUGACAUUGCACGUUGUUCAUGUAAAAUGUUUGAAUCUGAAGGUAUGCCAUGUCGACAUAUCCUUUUUGUAUUAAAGGGGAAAGGAUUAAAUGAGAUUCCUAGUGGUUACAUUGUUAAUAGAUGGACGAAAUUGGCAACUAGUAAACCAAUCUUCGAUUGUGAUGGAAAUGUAUUAGAGGGAUGUUCUAGAACUGGAAGUGAGAGUAAGUUGGUUUCAGAUGCAUGGGCACAGUUAUUUAAAUGUAUGCAUGUUGCUGGCAGAUGUAAAGACAAGCUAAAUUUCAUAAUAAAUGAAGGUUCUAUGAUGGAAUUGAAAUUGGCUAAUAUGAACAAUGAGCUUAUUUCAACAACUAUAGAUGAAGUAGAGGCUUUUAUUGGUUCCAAUGUCCCUAAGGAAAUUCAAGUUCUUCCCCCUGAACCUUCAAAUACUAAAGGGUGUGGAAAACGAAUUAAAGGCGGAAAAGAGAUGGCAAUGGAACAACAACAAAAGAAAACAAGACUUUGUAGAGUUUGUAAGCAAUAUGCAUACCAUGACAGUAGAAAUUGUCCCACAAAAAUCUCUUCCUAA